CUCUUCUCCCUGCUCGCGCUGCUGCCCUGCGGUGUGACAAGGCCGCGUCCUCUCCCGCCGCCCACGCUCCUCUCUCCCUCCGGCCUGCGCCACCCCAUUUCUCUCCGGCCGCCGCCGCCACUGCCGCUCAGCUGGUGUCGGUGCCGCUCUUUCCACGCCGUCCCCGCAGCCUAUGGCCCAGGCCGCCUUGGGUAUUUCUGCUCAAGGUAACCACAUCCCUCUUUAAAAAUUCCGCCGAAAAAGAGAAGACGCUUUACCCGACUCUUUGGGCCGUUAUCUCACGGCGAACUUUCUGACCAAGUGUACAACUACCCAGAAGGCCUAGGAGAGGUGCUGUAUAGGGAGCAGUUCGACUUCAACGCCGAGCCCCCUUGGGAACCUAGCUGAUGAUAGGGGGUUCCAUCUCCUAACUUGUCCAUUUUGUUGCAUAUUCUAAGGACCCAGACAUAGGCUUGGUGGCCCAUCGCUUGUUUUUCCUGGUUUAUGACUUUCGGCUUUGUGGAAUACGGCUGAGAUGAAAGGAUUCAUUGACGAUGCAAACUACUCUGUUGGCCUGUUGGAUGAAGGAACAGACCUUGGAAAUGUUAUUGAUAACUAUGUUAAUGAACAUACCCUGACAGGGAAGAGUGCGUUUUUUGUGGGGGACCUGGGGAAGAUCGUGAAGAGGCACAGCCAGUGGCAGAGUGUGGUGGCUCAGAUCAGGCCAUUCUACGUGGUGAAGUGCAACCCCGCGCCGGCCGUGCUGGAGACGCUAGCGGCCCUGGGCACGGGGUUUGCUUGCUCCAGCAAGAAUGAAAUGGCUUUAGUGCAAGAUCUGGGUGUGUCUCCAGAAAACAUCAUUUACAUAAGUCCUUGCAAGCAAGUGUCACAGAUAAAGUAUGCAGCGAAAACUGGAGUGAAUAUUAUGACAUGUGACAAUGAAAUUGAAUUGAAGAAGAUUGCUCGUAAUCACUUGAAUGCCAAGGUCUUACUACAUCUUGCAACAGAAGAUGGUAGUGGAGGUGAGGAGGGUAGCAUGAAGCUGGGCUCCACACUGAAGAACUGUAGGCAUCUCUUGGAGUGUGCUAAGGAGCUCGAUGUGCAAAUCAUCGGGGUUAAAUUUCAUGUUUCAAGUGCUUGCAAAGAAUCUCAAGUAUAUGUGCAUGCUCUCUCCGAUGCUCGGUGUGUGUUCGACAUGGCUGGAGAAUUUGGCUUUACGAUGAGCAUGUUAGACAUUGGUGGAGGCUUCACAGGAACUGCCUUUCAACUGGAGGAAGUCAAUCAUGUUAUCAGUCCUCUGUUGGAUGUCUACUUUCCUGAAGGCUCUGGCAUCAAGAUCAUUUCAGAACCUGGAAGCUACUAUGUGUCUUCUGCAUUUACACUUGCAGUUAAUAUCAUUGCAAAGAAAGUUGUUGAAAAUGAGACAUUUCCCUCUGGCGUAGAAAAAACCAGGAGCGAUGAACCAGCCUUUGUGUAUUAUAUGAAUGAUGGUGUGUAUGGUUCUUUUGCGAGUAAACUGUCUGAGGACUUGAAUACCAUUCCAGAGGUUCACAAGAAAUACAAGGAAGAUGAGCCUCUGUUUGCAAGCAGCCUUUGGGGUCCGUCCUGUGACGAGCUGGACCGGGUUGUGGAGCGCUGUCUGCUGCCCGAGCUGCACGUGGGCGACUGGCUGAUCUUCGCCAACAUGGGCGCAGACUCUCUCCAGGAAGCGUCUGCGUUCAGGGACGUCCCGGGGCCGGCUGUGUACUACACGAUGUCAUUCAGUGACUGGUAUGAGAUGCAGGAUGCGGGGGUCCCCUUGGACACCAUGAUGAAGAACUUCUUCUUCGUGCCUUCUUGCCUUCAGCUGAGCCAGGACGACAGCUUUCCCACAGAGGCUUAGGCCCUGCACCCCUUUAGAUCUGAGCGUUUGGGCUGCACUGGUCUGGUCUACAUUCCAGGGUGGAAAACAAUCCAGAAAUCUCACUCUGUUCUCUUGGAAACAAGUCGAUAGCUCUGUGGGACCAGACAAAAUCAGCUUUCAUCUAGAAUUCACUGGGGGUAACAGGAAAUUUAGAUAAUGUGUCCAGAUUAAACCUAACAGUUUGUCCUACCCUUUAAGCUUUGAAAAUAAAAUAUGCAACAAAAUGGAUGACUUAGUGGAGAUGGAAGCCCAUGACCUGGGUUCCCCUCAACCGUUUACAUACAAGUACACAGUUUUUAUACUGAGGCUUCGUGUCCAAAAGUCUUGUAAAGUUAGCGUCUUCCACCCAAAUAUGGCAGAUGUCGGUGGAAGACUAAUGUGGCUUCCUUAGAUACGUUUAGUGUAUUCCGAGUGUGUAAAUUUGUGCUUUGAACUGUAGUUUAAUGUAAAAUUGCAUCAUAGUAUUUGUUGUACUUGACCUAAUGUAACCCCUGUAUGAUUGCAAUAAAAUUUUGUGUAGAUUUUACUGUUUUUUCAGGCUAAAACUUUGGGAAAGGGGCUAGCUAGCAAAGGUAGUUUUGAAAUAGAGGUGUAUAUGAUCUGUUUUGAGGGGUUUUUUUGUUUGUUUUAAUAGCUCAUUUAAAUUUAGUUGGGCUCAGUACGUUUUUCAGUUAUUUAAUUAGUAAUUUAAAGUGUGUGGUAAAUCAUUGUGAAGUUCAGAUUCAUUAUGGAGUUAUUGUGCAGUAAGCAUGAUGUUUAACAAUUUUAACACCAAAAAAAAUGUUACUCCUGCAUAAACCAAUUGUAAUAAUGACUAGGUGUUUCUGUAUAGGUAGAAUGCGUAGAGUAACUUAGUAAAUCUUUGAAUCACAAAUCUUUUGGCUGACAUGGAAGAUUUCUAUUGAAUACUUUGAAUAAACUUGAUGGGGAGGGAAAUAAAACUGCAGAGACGUGCAGAGCACUAAAACUCAAAGAAGGGCUACAUCUGUAUCCGGAAAUCUGGUCUCUUCUUUUUUUCUGCAUGGAAUAUUUAAAUAUAGAGUGGGGAGGGAAGGUGGGGGCAAAGUGUACUUCUGUAGUCUCUCAGUGAUUUCAAAUUUAGGGUUUUUAAAAGUUGUUACUGAUUUGAACUAUUCCCUAAGUUUCUUGUUAUUUCUCGUUUGUUUGUCCAGCUGGAUGAUUUUAAUUUGUUUCAUCCUAAGAUUUUCUGGUGGUUGGGGAAGGAGGUGAGUCUCUCACCCAAACCUUGUCGCCAGGGAUUUGCAUUGUCCUGCCGCUAGUGUGUAGUCCCCAGUCCCCAGUCCUAGGUCUCCGACCCUAAGAGUAAUAAACACCAGGGGUCACGUUCUUCCUAACUUCCUCUGUGUGCAGAUGUGGGAUUUCUCUCCCAGGAGGAAAUGUGACCUCACUUUGGUGCCAAUGGACAGAACAUUCUACCUGCUACAUGGGAGAGGUUUGGAACGCACUUGCGUAGCUGGUUUUGCACCUUAACUUCAAGAUGGAAGUAAAUUGAUCAUGUAUCUGAUUUCAAUCUCAAACCAGUAGGUGCUUAAUAUAUCUUUAUUUGAUUAAUACCCAUUUGAACUGCAUGGAUUCUAUUAAGGAUAUUUAGGGCCCAAUCCACUGUCAUCUAAUUGCCCUUGGACUUUCAAGGUGUACUAUAGGGUUUUAUGCAAAAUUCCAGACAACCAUGCAACUUUUUAAAAACAGUCACGAGGAGUCAUUCUUCUACCUUGUUCUCUUGUGGUCCAGAAAUGCUGAACCCUUUCCAACGCACUGCUCCAAGUUGGGGUUCACCCGGGCGGGCUCAGUUGGGGUCUGUGGAUGUGCUGUCCCCUGGGAGAGCGCCACCUCGGGAUUGCAGACCCCUCCCGAGUGCGUGAUAAGGCGACUAAGAAAUGAGUGCAUUGUAUGGGGAGACCGCAUGACAUAGGUCUGAAGUCUCGUGUGCUCCAAUUUGGUGUGCUAACAGUAAUGUAAAACCUUUUUAUAUAAUGUAUCAGUUCAAAGCUGAAAAUAUGAAACCCAAAUGACUUGUGUAGUAAAUUGAACUGUAAAGGUAACUUGUGUGAUUCUGAAUGCACAGAUAAAAU
Fukomys damarensis (Damara mole-rat) is the source of this 3975-nucleotide messenger RNA. It is a transcript of the gene Azin1, whose product is annotated as antizyme inhibitor 1. The transcript is spliced from 12 exons. Bases 515 to 1861 code for a protein of 448 amino acids. NCBI's taxonomy places the organism in Eukaryota, Metazoa, Chordata, Mammalia, Rodentia, Bathyergidae. Gene Ontology annotation, biological process: positive regulation of polyamine transmembrane transport; negative regulation of protein catabolic process. Gene Ontology annotation, molecular function: ornithine decarboxylase activator activity; ornithine decarboxylase activity. Gene Ontology annotation, cellular component: cytoplasm. The record is from RefSeq and is a predicted model, not a curated record.